Messenger RNA from Oncorhynchus kisutch (coho salmon), 1408 nucleotides. Its product is annotated as huntingtin-like. The record is from RefSeq and is a predicted model, not a curated record. The coding region runs from base 91 to 933 and encodes 280 amino acids. The transcript is spliced from 11 exons. Gene Ontology annotation, cellular component: cytoplasm. Lineage: Eukaryota; Metazoa; Chordata; Actinopteri; Salmoniformes; Salmonidae.
UAUAAGGUUACGUUGGACCUCCACAGCACCAACGAGAAGUUCGGGGGGUUCCUGCGUUCUACGUUGGACGUUCUGUCUCAGCUGCUAGAGAUGGCCACGCUACACGACAUCGGAAAGUGUGUGGAAGAGAUCCUCAGCUACCUGAAACUCUGCUUCUCCAGAGAACCUCUGAUGGCCACGGUCUGUGUUCAACAGUUAUUGAAGACGUUGUUUGGUACCAACCUAGCCUCCCAGUACGAGGGGGCCCAGGGCGGUCCUAGUCGAUCCCAGGGGAAGGCUCUCCGUCUGGGCUCGUCCAGCCUGAGACCUGGUCUCUAUCACUACUGUUUCAUGGCCCCCUACACACACUUCACCCAGGCCCUGGCCGACGCCAGCCUCAGGAACAUGGUGCAGGCUGAGCAGGAGCAGGACGCGUCAGGGUGGGUACACACACACCAGGGUUAUAUAUACACACACUUCACCCAGGCCCUGGCCGACGCCAGCCUCAGGAACAUGGUGCAGGCUGAGCAGGAGCAGGACGCGUCAGGGUGGUUUGAUGUAAUGCAGAAGGUGUCCAACCAGCUGAGAUCCAGUAUCACCAACGUGACCAAACAGAGAGGAGACAAGAAUGCGAUCCACAACCACAUCCGUCUGUUUGAACCUCUGGUGAUCAAGGCUCUGAAACUGUACACCACCUCCACCUCUGUAGCGCUGCAGAGACAGGUCCUAGACCUGCUGGCGCAGCUGGUACAGCUACGAGUCAACUACUGUCUGCUGGACUCAGACCAGGUGUUCAUAGGUUUUGUGCUGAAGCAGUUUGAGUACAUUGAGGUGGGACAGUUCAGAGAUUCGGAGGCGAUCGUCCCCAACAUAUUCUUCUUCCUGGUUCUGUUGUCGUACGAGCGGUACACUCCAAACAGAUCAUCAGCAUCCAAAGAUCAUUCAACUGUGUGAUGGCCUCAUGGCUAGUGGGAGGAAGGGCUGUCACACAUGCCAUCCCAGCCCUGCAGCCUAUAGUCCAUGACCUGUUUGUUCUGAGAGGCUCCAACAAGGCUGACGCUGGGAAGGAGCUGGACACCCAGAAAGAGGUGGUGGUCUCCAUGCUGCUGAGACUCAUACAGUACCACCAGGUGCUGGAGAUGUUCAUCCUGGUCCUCCAGCAGUGUCACAAGGAGAACGAGGACAAGUGGAAGAGACUGUCCAGACAGAUUGCUGACAUCAUACUGCCCAUGAUAGGAAAACAACAGGUACGACCACAGUGAGAGAGACAGAGAGCUUGUAAACUUAUUUGAAGUUAUUCCUGUACUGCCUGUUCCUAACACAGGACCUGAGGUGGUGUCAUAGCAACACGGGACAUGAGGUGGUGUCAUAGUAACACAGGACCUGAGGUAGCAAACCCAGGACCUGAGGUAGCAACACAGGACCUGAU